AUGAUUACUCAACUUGGGUUGCGAUCGAUCGGAAGGCUCGCCAGUCAUCAGCGUUCUGCUCUGCUCCAAGUGAGACCGCCGGGGUCGAAUGUACCAGUGACGAGGGAAGGCCAUCGAUGGAUAUCGACCAGCAAAGUUAAUCGGAUUUCCUUCGCCCGAGCCGAUAAGCAAUUGGUCUUGAGUGCUCAACAGACAGCCCCGCCACCCGGUUCGAGCACCCAUCCAGAGGAACCUUCGAGCGUCCCUCCGCCGCCCAAAGUCAAACCCCCAACUCACCGUCUUCGCACCUUUGCCCGCACGGUCCUCGUCCUCGUCCUCUCGGCAUCUGGUUACGUCGUCUGGAGAGCAUGGGAAGAACGUAAUCCUCCAGAACAACUUCCCCAUGACCCCGAGAAAAAGACUAUCGUUGUUCUCGGCAAUGGCUGGGGCGCCUCUAGUUUCCUCAAGGGCCUAGAUACUGAGAACUUCAAUGUCGUGGUCAUCAGUCCUCGGAAUUAUUUCUGCUUUACUCCUCUCUUGCCUUCUGUGACCGUCGGAACCAUUGAGCCCAGAUCGGUAAUCGAGCCUACCCGAUUUAUCACCCGACAUAAGCAGCGAGCCGUCCAUUGUUUUGAAGCAACGGCGACAGAGGUUGAUCCGAAGAAGAAGACGGUCCGGUUCACGGACGAAUCGGAGAUCAAAGGGGACGUGACGGAGACGGAGAUCGGAUAUGACUACUUGAUCUAUGCGGUUGGUGCUGAGAAUAAUACGUUUGGAAUACCAGGCGUACGAGAGCAUGGAUGUUUCUUGAAAGAAUUGAACGACGCCGAGAAGAUCCGUAAGAAGUUAAUGGAUUGUAUCGAGACGGCAACAUUCAAAGAUCAAUCCCCAGAGGAGGUCGACCGAUUACUCCACAUGGUUGUCGUCGGUGGCGGGCCGACGGGAGUGGAAUAUGCAGCCGAGUUGCACGACUUUUUAGUUGACGAUCUCUCGAGAUGGUAUCCGGAGAUCGCCGGCAAAGUAAAGAUCACUCUGAUCGAAGCCUUACCCAACGUACUCCCGAUGUUUUCUAAACAGUUGAUCGAUUACACCACCCAGACUUUCAUGUCCAAUCGGAUUAACGUGUUGACGAAAACGAUGGUCAAAGAGGUCAAUCCAAAAUCAAUCACUGCUUUGGAUGAGAGGAAGCAACUCAUGGAGAUUCCAUAUGGUUUAUUGGUCUGGGCUACUGGAAACACAUCCCGGGAGCUGACGCGACAGUUGAUGGCUGCUCUACCGGAGCACCAAACCCAGAAACGAGGCUUGCUAGUCGAUGAUCACCUUUCGGUGCUUGGUGCUGAUGGCAUUUAUGCUCUGGGAGAUUGCACUGCGACCUCUUACGCUCCAACUGCUCAAGCGGCUAGUCAGCAAGGCCAAUACCUCGCUCGACGCUUUGGCUUGAUGGCUAAACGCGAAAAACUUGAAAAUCAACUUGUUUUGGCUAAGCAGGCUGGAAGCCUGGAGGAACAGGAAGCGACUCUCAAGUCGCUCAAUCGAACAAACUUGAAAGAAUUUAAAUAUAGCCAUCAAGGAUCAUUGGCCUACAUCGGCUCGGAUAAAGCGAUUGCUGAUUUGCCUUUCUUCAACGGAAACAUUGCGACCGGUGGAGUAGCCACCUAUUUCUUCUGGAGAUCGGCCUAUGUCUCCAUGGCUUUCUCCUUCAGAAACCGCGUCUUGGUCUGCACUGAUUGGGUCAAGGUCAAGCUGUUUGGACGGGACGUCUCAAGAGCUUAA
Puccinia triticina is the source of this 1752-nucleotide messenger RNA. RefSeq lists its product as uncharacterized. The transcript is spliced from 7 exons. Gene Ontology annotation, molecular function: NADH dehydrogenase activity. The record is from RefSeq and is a predicted model, not a curated record. The coding region runs from base 1 to 1752 and encodes 583 amino acids. NCBI's taxonomy places the organism in Eukaryota, Fungi, Basidiomycota, Pucciniomycetes, Pucciniales, Pucciniaceae.